Molecule: messenger RNA, 636 nt
Organism: Psylliodes chrysocephalus
Lineage: Eukaryota; Metazoa; Arthropoda; Insecta; Coleoptera; Chrysomelidae
Source: the annotation of a GenBank genome assembly
AUGCCGCGAAAGGAUCCUCAAAACAUCGCUAGCCAUGAUCAGCUGUUCGAUAAACUUAAAGAAUACUUUGAUGAUAAAAUUUCUGAACUGAAGGAAACUAUUAAGCUAGAUAAAGUAGAAUUGCUAGAUAAAAUCGAGGAGAAUAAUUUAAAAAUAGAUAAAGUAGAAAAUGAUCAUAAAAACCUUGCUUCUGAAGUAAAAUUAUUAAAAAAUAUAAUAAGAAAAUAUAACAUUAUUGUUCAUGGAAUCCCGGCUGAAAAAGAAAAUCUUUCUUCUGAAGUUAAUUUAAUUUUUAAUGAUAUAUUAGGAGGUUCAUUUAAAGAAAAUCAAAUAAGGAACGUGUUCAGACUCGGUAAAAUUAAGUCGAAUAGUCCUGUGCUUGUGGAACUGUUGUGUUACACUGUAGUUAAAGACAUUUUUCGAAAGUCAUAUAAACUGAAAAGUUCCAAGUAUUCGAUUUCAAGAGAAUCAAGUAAGGAAGAGAGAGAAGAAUACAAAACGCUAAAGCAGUUUAAAGAAAAAGCCUCGGUUUCGAAUAUUCCUACUAAAAUAAAAAACAACAAACUUGUAUUGUUGGACAGUGGACGAUCUUACACGGUAGACGACUUAAAAGCAGGGAAAAUUACUUUUGAAUAA